Messenger RNA from Rhagoletis pomonella (apple maggot), 2314 nucleotides. RefSeq names its product TAF5-like RNA polymerase II p300/CBP-associated factor-associated factor 65 kDa subunit 5L (gene wda). Gene Ontology annotation, molecular function: RNA polymerase II general transcription initiation factor activity; protein binding. Lineage: Eukaryota; Metazoa; Arthropoda; Insecta; Diptera; Tephritidae. The record is from RefSeq and is a predicted model, not a curated record. The transcript has 7 exons. Bases 16 to 2223 code for a protein of 735 amino acids.
UAUUUUUUGUUUGUAAUGCCAGACAUGGCUGAAAAAAGUAGUGGAAAUAAAGGCAAAAAGUCUAAAAAUGAUUUAUUUCGAACAUCCUUGGGAUACUAUCUGAAGCAGAAAAGUUAUGUGGGAAACGAGAAAUUUCGCAAGUCUGACUUCCUGCUACUCCAAAAUAAGCAACAAUUUAUGGUACAAAAAAUGCUGGAUCUGGAUCUACAAUGUGGAAACUCAUUCGCUUUCUCUAAUGUACAAUGCAUCACCAACAAUCAUCAUAUUGUUGAUCAACAAUUUGGGCGAUUUUCACAGUUUGUUGAAGCACAAAGCGAUUUGAUACGGCUAGAGUUGCGACGCUUUUAUGCGCCAAUGUUGUGUCAUCUUUAUCUUGAGUUGAUGAAAGCGCGAGAACAAAAAGCUGCUUCUGAGUUACUUAAGAAAUAUGCGCAUUUAGUGUCGUCGGUGGAAACUUACGAAGCGCCUUUGCCAACGAAGAUAAAUGGCUGCUCGGUAGCCAAUGACUCUCAUUCAGAUCAAUCCAACGCUGCUACUCCGCAUACAAGCAUACGCUUUGUAACGCCAUCUAGUGAAACACCAGCGGACCCCGAAUUAAUCUAUUUCACAAAACUCAUUCAAACACUUUCCGCUUGUACAAAAUUGGAAACGGCUGAAAGUGAUCCAGAUGUGUCACAAUUUCGUUCCUCCAAGUAUGAGAUACACACCACUGAAGCGGUAGUGGAUGCAUUACGUGGCUAUUUGGAAAAACGUGGCCAUGUAUUAAUACUCAAUCUAAUAUAUUCAUGGAUUCAUGUUCAUGUCGUCGAUAAUGAGGUGCACAAAUGGAGUGAAGAUAGUAUCCUUAUGGAGUUUGAGGCCGUUGAAGACGACGAAGAAAGCAAAAUGGAGUUUUCUGACAUUAAAAUAAAAGCCAACAUAGGAAGCGAACGCUUUAGUAAAAAACGUACCACAGAAGACCCUCCAGAAGAGCUUAUGGUAAAGUCAGAGAAAGAGGAAGAAAAUACAGAUGAAAUGAAAAAAUUACGGUCCCAACAAGUGGAAGAGAGCUUGCAAACUUUACAGGCCUGCAGCGAGCAAUUGCUAAAGGGGCAAACACAGUAUCCCCUUUUUAUAAAGCUAGCCGACCGCAGCAGAGGACUUUCUUCAGCUCACUUGGAUGCUGGUGAAUGCCAUUUGAUUGCAGGAUUUAAUAAUUCGGUUGUGCAGUUAUGGCAACUAAAUCAGCAAAUCUGUAGGGGAAAAAAUCUUUAUACCCGGUUUGCAGACUCAGUGUGUCGUUGGGAAAUAAACAAUGUUUGUGCCGGGGAAUCUGAGACUGAGGACGAAAUUGAUUUAGAUGUUAGAGAACAUGCGCGUACCAAUAAUAGCGACCGAGAGAAACGGAAGUUCGAAGCCGGCAAAUACGAAGGCAAUUCUUUCAACGAAUAUGGUGGCAUACAGUUGCGUGGUCAUGGCGCUGGCGUCACAGAUGUACGCUUUUCUACACAUUACCCCCUCAUUUACAGCACAUCUAAAGAUGCCACAAUACGAAGUUGGCGGGCGGAAAGCUAUGGGUGUGCGUGCAUUUAUCGAGGCCAUAGGUAUCCAGUUUGGUGUAUUGAUGAGAGUCCGGUGGGAAUGUAUGUUGCCACCGGUUCGAAAGAUCUCACUGCGCGUUUGUGGUCUUUAGAACGCGAUGUCCCCUUAAUAACAUACGCUGGUCAUACACAGGAUGUAGAGUGUAUCGCGUUUCAUCCCAAUGGCAAUUAUCUUGCCACUGGUUCAGCAGAUCUGUCUGUGCGUUUAUGGUGCGUCACUAGUGGAAAACUGAUGCGUGUCUUCUCCGAUUGUAAACAGCCUGUAACAAACAUUGCAUUUAGCCCUGAUGGUAAGAUGUUGGCAGCCGGUGGUGAAGAGUCGAAAAUACGUAUUUUCGAUUUGGCUGCUGGUGCGCAAUUAAAUGAAUUAAAAGACCACACUUCCGCAAUAAACAGUAUUUCAUGGAGCAAGGGUGGCAGAUAUUUAGCGUCGGCAUGCCGUGAUGGCUCUCUUCGCGUAUGGGAUGUAAAGAAAUUAUCGCCCAUGAAUGACAGUUGCAGCAGUAGCAGUACAACGAAUUCGUCUUCAUCCUCCUCUUCAACCACUUUAAAUCGUGUAAUGACACUCAGUAGCAAUUGUCAGAAUCUAGUUAAAGUUUCAUUCAGCCGCCAAGAUGAAAUGGUCUGCGUUAUUGGCGCCUAAGGCUCUUAAACGCUAAUCUUAAUAUUUUAAAUUUUUAUUUAGUAUGACUUCUAAGCAUAAGCAGCUACAUAUAAGGAUCCAUCUAAAAAAA